UCACCGCCAUGUAAGCAGCAAAUGCUCCUCAGGUCAGCUGUCCUUUCUCAUGUUUGUUGUAUUUCAUGGACAAAAAAACCCCAACAAAAAACAGUGCAUGUAUGUAUGUAUGUAAAGCAUCUGCAUUUGUACGUGUAAUUCUGUUUCAAGUAGCGUGUGUCCAGAUCACAGCAGGAGGAUCGUGUUUGCUAACUAUAGCCGACCGAGUUAGUAACUUUUAAAAAAAUAUUAUUAUUUGUUAAAGAGGCAGUAGCUCAUUUGGAACGUGAGCACGGUACUGUACUUCAUUUUGAAGUUCAUCAUGCAAUCGUAACAUUCGAAGUACCACAUAAGUACACGUUAUGAGGGAGCUUUUGAGAAAAGUACACCACGUCUUGGUAAAACUCGCGCUGUUUCCGAGCACUUUGGGCAAAUCGGUGACUCGUCCGGCCGCCUCGGAGGUGCUCACCUGUCACCUUGUGCAGCGAAAGCUUCCACCGUGGACCUCUUUCUGCGUCCGCUACUCUGCCGUCCAUAAUGACCAGUUUGGGCUGUCCAACUUCAACUGGAGCGUUCGGGGAUGCAACUACCACAUACUCCGAACCGGCUGCUUCCCCUUCAUAAAGUACCACUGCACCAAAGCACCUCCACAGAACCUGGACUUCGAGGACAGGUUUUUUACCAUGCUCAAAGUUAUCAAUCUAGGUAUUCCCUGUUUGGCCUACGGAAUCGGUUGUUGGAUGGUUGUGGGUGCUGCAGAAACGGUCCAGACGAGCGUUGGUCCUGUAAAAGUCUAUUUUGCCUACAAGGAAGAAGAAGGUGCUCAAUAUUGAGCCCAAAAAAUGCAAAACGAUAGGUUGUGUGUUAUUUACAUUUACUGUGGAGAAGCUCCAGUGGGCAUAUUGACAGGAGUGUCUUUCUCUGUCUCAAGUGUUCCUUUUCUGUUGAAUUAUUAAAGAUUUCAAGUUGCAA
This is a messenger RNA of Phycodurus eques (leafy seadragon), 951 nucleotides long. RefSeq names its product chromosome 5 C15orf61 homolog (gene c5h15orf61). The transcript has 2 exons. The record is from RefSeq and is a predicted model, not a curated record. Bases 342 to 812 code for a protein of 156 amino acids. Lineage: Eukaryota; Metazoa; Chordata; Actinopteri; Syngnathiformes; Syngnathidae.